AUGCAGGAAGCACAGCAGACACAAAGCAAAUCACUCUUCGAGGUUUUGGGUUUGAAUUCAUCAGAGCGAGAUGAAAAUCAUCUACUUGCCCGACGCGUAGUGGUGGUGGGGGAUGCGCUCAGUGGCAAGCGAACGUUAGUGUCACGGCUUUUCGCUGCUGCAGUGCAGCAGUUUCCAUCCUCAUGCGUCUUACUGCUCUCACCAAUCGCAGACGGCAGUGAGAACUUCUCACCGUAUUCUCAGACAACAACAGACUUAAACGAGGGAACUCGUGGGAACCGUGAUAGCUCAUGCGGGAUCUCUGUGAAGCCGAGUGGCAUCGUUUCUCCAUCGUGUCCUCCUUAUGAUGCGGCGGCUUCCUCACGAUCCAAGGCUGAAAUUGAUGGCAAGCGUGCCCCUCACUUCCCGCAUGGUGUCGGCAUUGCCCAUAGUUUUAUAUUUCAGCGCCUACCGGCAGGCAGAGCUUCCCUUGUGGGAUCCAUGGAUGAUUGUUCGAGCAAUACCUCCGGGAACAGUGGUGGCCCUUCGAUGUUUAGCGCUACCGGAAGUGCGGCACACAGCAUAUUAACGGAAUACUUUUGUUGUGAUGCACCUGGUGCUUUAGCCACAGCGCUUCCAACGGUCCUAACACUUGAGACCAGUGUUGUGCUUGUAGUCGUAGACGGAAGUUCGCCGUGGACGCUACAUGAACAAAUACGACGGUGGUAUGGGCAUCUCAAAGGGCACGUGGCGCAACUGCUACGCGGUGAGCUUCCCAAGCAGGAUGAAGUCAAACGUGUUAGAAUGACAGAGCAGCAGAAGAACUUUUGGGCUACCCAAGAACAGGUGCUGGGCUUGCUGCGUAACGCAUGGUGUGAGCGCGAGGGAGGAGUUGCGAAAGAGCUCGUGCCCCCGUCGAGUGUAGUCGGUGACGUUUGUCCGCUGCGGACCCUUAUUGUUUGUAGCAAGACAGAUGAGCUGGAAAAACUUUCACGGGAAUUAGAAAAGAGCGUUCGUGUUAGCGGCGAAGCGGUGGGCGGUGAUACGAGCCUUGACGCCGAUACGCCGCUGCGCCGCACGGAAAAUCAGACGUCAUCACCACAGACACAGGCACCUUGGGUUACUGAAAGCUUGCGUUCGGCGCUUUGCACAGGGGGUCUGACGUUGCUGCAGUUAGUUGGGCAACUCCUUCGGAAGGAAGCCAUCGAACGGCGAAGUGGACUUGUGGGCACCGGAAGCAGCGUGAACACAACAACAACCGCGACAUCGUCUUCUUCGGUUGAGCAACCGCAGCACUGCUGUAAACAAGAAUUUCUACUACCGACAUCGAAGGCCAUUACAACUAAAGGCAGGGUUGAAGCCACAACUGGAUUAAAUGCAGAUGGCAGUCCUUUGGCCGCAACACUGGCUGGUAGCUACAGCACAUUCGUCCAUCCCUUCUACAAAAGCCUAUGGUCUUUUCUCUUCCAAGUUCUCUACGAAUUUCAAACGCUGCAUAAUCGAAUCGGAAGUACCAGCGCACUUGAUGCCCAGUCCAGGCGUGCAUCGCAAUUUACUGACUCCGAUUGUAGUGACCGUGCAGUACGGAAACCAUUAGUGUUGGCAGGGGACAUUGACUGGCACAUUUCCGCCCUCUUUCACCCAUACACGUUUCUUCCACAUGGUGUUGACCACGUUUCACUCCUCAACCCGUUGGUAGCUUCUACUGAAGCUAUAAACCUUCAAAACAUAUUCGGUGAGCUGGGCGAAGAGGGCGUAGGGUGUUGUGGUGAUAUUACUGAGCGCAGAAGCUGUGAUGAGUCAGUGCCACUGCGCGGUGAUUACAUGCGGAAGAUUGAGACUCUUCUCGCAGCCAAUACAGUCAGCACGGAGAGAACAGCUUAA
Molecule: messenger RNA, 1863 nt
Organism: Trypanosoma brucei brucei TREU927
Lineage: Eukaryota; Euglenozoa; Kinetoplastea; Trypanosomatida; Trypanosomatidae
Exons: 1
Coding region: 1-1863 (620 amino acids)
Biological process (GO): microtubule-based movement; microtubule cytoskeleton organization
Cellular component (GO): cytoplasmic dynein complex; centrosome
Molecular function (GO): dynein heavy chain binding
Source: RefSeq, a predicted model, not a curated record